AUGACUGCAUCCUUGUCAGGCAAGGUGCGCUGCACCUAUAUUGACUGUCCUCAGGCUUUCUACUCCAUCAGAGAGAUGAAGAAUCACAAGGAUGAUUUCCCCGAGCACCACUACUGCAAGCGAUGCGACGAAGACUUCCACAAUGAGGAAAGCUUCAUGAUCCACAAGCUCAAGAGCACCAAGCACGUCACCUGUCCUGUCUGCGGCAUGGAGUUUAACAGCGAGGGAGGUCGCGAUGCCCAUAUUCGCCAGGCAAAUGGCGGGGUCUCGCUCGCGGGCUGGGAUUUCGAGGCUAUGGCCUUCCGCCCUAAGCCCACCAUCGAGCCCAAGGACGACCAGCCUGAUCAUGUCGCGAAAGACUCGGCCAACAUGGUCUUUGAGCACUGGCCUCUCCCGGGCGAGCGUCUCGAGACCGAGCUCAAGGACUUCCCCAAACUGUCGUUGAACGAGCAGGGCAGCAACGAGACCGAUCCGUUCCAUGGUAACUUGGUCAGGCUCAAGCCCCGUCCGCUGAAGUCUCCUCAGACGGCCAGUGAGGGUGCAAACACGCCCAACGCCGGUCAGACGCUUCUGUUGCUGGACUCCAAGUGGGAUGCCAACAGAUUUCUGCACGGCGCCAGCUCGCGCUAUAUGUGCCCUUGCGGUAUGAGCUUUGACGCCAAGGACGAAUUUGAGAUGCACAUUCUGAGGAAGAGCACGGCGACCCGUACCACCCAAUGCCCCGGCUGCCUCCGCGUUUUCAAGACUACUGCCGCCCUCAUCGCUCAUUGUGAAUCGCCCAGCACCCGUUGCGACGUCAACGCGGGUGGCCGUUUCCCGCAGAUAAUCGACGAGCUGAGCGGUGGAGUCAUCCAGAUGGCCGGGUUUAACCCCGACGGCACCGUGAAGUACGAGGCAGGCAAGUUGGAUCUGACGGAGACGACUGUGGUGGGGACCGACUUGCGCAAGUGGUAG
Molecule: messenger RNA, 954 nt
Organism: Aspergillus campestris IBT 28561
Lineage: Eukaryota; Fungi; Ascomycota; Eurotiomycetes; Eurotiales; Aspergillaceae
Product: putative C2H2 finger domain protein
Exons: 3
Coding region: 1-954 (317 amino acids)
Biological process (GO): regulation of transcription by RNA polymerase II
Cellular component (GO): nucleus
Molecular function (GO): RNA polymerase II transcription regulatory region sequence-specific DNA binding; DNA-binding transcription factor activity, RNA polymerase II-specific
Source: RefSeq, a predicted model, not a curated record